GGGUGGGGUACACGGGUAGAAUAUUUGGACCCGUCCCAGCCCUAAUGCCCUUAGUGUGUACGUGCAGUUCUAGUUUUUGUUAUACAAAUACGUGCAAAAAGGGGUACAUAUCAAAGUAAUGAUGAAAACUCGAAAAAUAUUCACAUAAUUGAAGUAACUAUAUUUUUCCGAUUUAACAAGUUAGAUAUAUAAGCUACCAAUGUGGUACCAUAUGUGGGGAAUCGAACCCGGGUCUUCGACGUGACGAGCGAACGCUUUAACCACUAGACUACCCCACCACGCCGAAUAAACAAACUAAGGAGGUUGUGUCGUAAUAUCGCGUAUAGUCCUACAAUUUGACCCCGAAUCUGGGUCGCCUUCUGUCGGUGUCACGGCCAAGAGCAAAGUGCAAUUGUGGGAAACAAAAUGGCGCAUACGUUCAAUGCGGGAAUAGAGCUAACCUUCACAGAUGACAACCUUGCUAUUUUACGAAUGCGAAAUGGCGAAAACAGAAUUGACAGAACUUUCACGGAGGCUUUUAACAAGGCGCUGGACACAGUAGAAAGGAAUCCCGAAUGUCGGGCCCUGAUCACUACCGCAGAAGGGAAGUUUUACAGCAAUGGCCUGAACUUGGACUUUCUGAAGUCAAAGGAGCGCUACGUGUUCGGUGAGCUGUGUAGACGUCUAUUGACGUUCCCAGUGGUCACUGUCGCAGCUAUUAAUGGUCACGCAUAUGCUGGCGGAGCCCUGUUGGCGUUGAAUCAGGACUUCCGGGUCAUGCAGACCAAGCGAGGCUGGAUCUCACUGAACGAGGUCUUCAUCAAUGCACCACUUGGUCCAAGCAUGCCAUUGGUCAGAGCCAAAGUGUCGGGUCGGGCUGCUCACGAUCUUGCUGUUUUGGGGAAGAGGUACACAGCGGAAGAAGCAAAGGAUUGUGGGAUUGUCGAUUUGACUUCUUCACCGGAAGACCUGCUGUCGUCUGCAAGGGCACUAGCCAAUCAAUACACGUCAAAACAGAAAUACGACAGAAACACCCUCAGGGCGUUCAAAGAGGAUUUAUACAGAUAUACCUUUAACACUCGUCCCUUGCCAUUGGAGAAGUCUAGAUUGUGAUGGAGCUAGCGCGGUGUGCUUGUGGAUCUUAUCUCAGGGUAUUAGCUACAUGUAUAUCCAGAGCAUGCAAAUGUGUUCUCAAUGUUUGAGUGAAAGUGGCGGGAAAGUGAUCUUGACGUGAUCAAGCAGAACAAAGCGCUCUCCGACAAAUUUGUGCUUAGAGACCUGGGAAAACGGAGACAGUGUCUGUGUAAUCAGUUUAUUCAUUUACUUACAGAUUCAUAUACAUGGGGGAUGUACGAGGGGGAAAAUCAGAUAAAGAACUGUUUCCGCCAAAAUAUUUUGUAGUCAAAUUUUACCAAAAGUGAAAGCAAACUUUUGCUGGAUUUGCCAGAUUUCCAUUAACAAAGCGUAUUGUGAUAGAAAAAUACAUUAUUAAGGGAGUCGUUUUGCAGAAAAAAAUUUCCAGAUUUAACAUCUUAACAACAAAUGCAUCAUGACAACGAUUUAACAACGAUCAUAUAAUCAUGUGCUGAUAGAUAUUAAACAGAAAUCGAUGAUCAAUACACAUCUUUCGAAUGCACAGUGUGAUGUAUGUUAUUUUACUAUUAUUUAUGUUAAUCCAAAUAAUAAAUCCAGAUGAGAAAAA
Molecule: messenger RNA, 1681 nt
Organism: Haliotis rubra (blacklip abalone)
Lineage: Eukaryota; Metazoa; Mollusca; Gastropoda; Lepetellida; Haliotidae
Product: enoyl-CoA delta isomerase 2, peroxisomal-like
Exons: 4
Coding region: 406-1092 (228 amino acids)
Biological process (GO): fatty acid beta-oxidation
Cellular component (GO): peroxisome
Molecular function (GO): delta(3)-delta(2)-enoyl-CoA isomerase activity; enoyl-CoA hydratase activity
Source: RefSeq, a predicted model, not a curated record